GACAUACUGAACCACGUGUUCGACGACGUGGAGAGCUUCGUGUCGAAGCUGCAGAAAUCCGCGGAGGCGGCCCGAGUGCUGGAGCAUAGGGAGCGCGGCCGCAGGACCCGGCGCCGGGAGUCCGGGGGUGAGGGGCGCCCCGUGGGCAGAGCCAGCGAGGAAUGCGCGCAGCUAGAAAGCGGUCUGGAUUCAGAGGCUGGGGGACCAUUGGUUGGAAUCAGUGCUGGAAUUGCCCCCGGAGGAGGGACCCCCAUAUAUCCCCGAGUUCUACAGCGGCUGGGAGCCCCCGGCCGCCGACCCGCAGGGCCGCCCCUGGGAGGACCCAGUAGAGAAGCAGCUGCAGCACGAGCGGCGGCGCAGGCAGCAAAGCGCCCCCCAGAUCGCUGUCAACGGGUGGGUGAGGUGGUGACCUGGCCUGGGGCUGGGGCCGGGGCUGGGAGAGGGGGGGGAGGAGCAGGGAGGGCGGAGCAGGGAGGGAGGGGCCUGGGCCCAGAUUUCUGGGUCUGAGGGUGGAGGGGGCUGGAGGCCCGGGUUCCAGGGUCUGAGGGAAGGAAGUGGAGAGGUGCGGGCUGCGAGGCUGGCCCCUCGCCUUCCCAAGGCUCUGCAGCAAUUGUCCCUGUCGCUGCUGAGCUUUAAGGAUGAAAAGGGCCAAGAAAUGAAAGCUUAAGACUUGGAUUCCUCUGUCUCUGGGGGAGGAAAGAACUGGGGGUGCAACUUCAUGACUCCAACAAGCAGUGGGGGUGCAGACUCUUGGGGCCAGGGGGAAGAGGAGGGGGUAGAGGGUGCCUGGGCAAGUCAGGAGGGAAGCCGCGUGGGAUGAGAAGAACCAAGCAGCAAAGCUGGAGGAGCAGAAGGGGGGUCUGGGCACGGGCCGGGCAGCGGGUCUCAGCAGGGACAGCGUGCUGGGAGCUGCCUGCCCCACACAGGGGGCGCCGCGGCCCUGAAGACCCCCCUCUCCCUUGCACAGGUAGGCCUGAUCCGGGCUGAGGUCCCUCUUAUUGGGGGGUCAGAGCUCAAAUCCCACGCCCCUUCCCCCAGCUGCCUGGUCUCGCAGAACCCCGCCCCCCCCCC
Messenger RNA from Myotis brandtii (Brandt's bat), 1071 nucleotides. RefSeq names its product alanine and glycine-rich protein-like. Gene Ontology annotation, biological process: positive regulation of ruffle assembly; Rho protein signal transduction; regulation of Rho protein signal transduction. The record is from RefSeq and is a predicted model, not a curated record. Gene Ontology annotation, molecular function: actin binding. Gene Ontology annotation, cellular component: vesicle; plasma membrane; ruffle membrane. The transcript has 5 exons. The annotation marks the transcript as partial. Lineage: Eukaryota; Metazoa; Chordata; Mammalia; Chiroptera; Vespertilionidae.